Molecule: messenger RNA, 1672 nt
Organism: Sus scrofa (pig)
Lineage: Eukaryota; Metazoa; Chordata; Mammalia; Artiodactyla; Suidae
Gene: BABAM2
Product: BRISC and BRCA1 A complex member 2
Biological process (GO): double-strand break repair
Cellular component (GO): BRCA1-A complex; BRISC complex
Source: RefSeq, a predicted model, not a curated record
GGGCGGGGCGGGACGUCCGGGGGGCGCGCACGCAUCCGGCCCGCGGUGCGCGCGCAGGUUGGUGCGUCGGUCGGGGGCGCGCUCGGGUAACCUGUACCCCACGUAGUCGCCGGUUACCGAUCGGACUAAGCUCCAGUGGUGAUUUGCAAGUCAGAAUGUCCCCAGAAGUGGCCUUGAACCGAAUUUCUCCAAUGCUCUCCCCGUUCAUAUCUAGCGUGGUCCGUAAUGGAAAAGUGGGACUAGAUGCUACCAACUGUUUGAGGAUAACGGACUUGAAGUCUGGCUGCACGUCCUUGACUCCUGGACCCAACUGUGACCGAUUUAAAUUGCACAUACCAUACGCUGGAGAGACCUUAAAAUGGGAUAUCAUUUUCAAUGCCCAAUAUCCAGAGCUGCCUCCCGAUUUUAUCUUCGGAGAAGAUGCUGAGUUCCUGCCAGACCCCUCGGCUCUGCAUAACCUUGCCUCCUGGAAUCCAUCAAAUCCUGAAUGUCUCUUACUUGUGGUGAAGGAACUUGUGCAACAGUAUCACCAAUUUCAAUGCAGCCGUCUCCGUGAGAGCUCCCGCCUCAUGUUUGAAUACCAGACAUUACUGGAAGAGCCGCAGUAUGGAGAGAACAUGGAAAUUUAUGCUGGGAAAAAGAACAACUGGACGGGUGAAUUUUCAGCUCGUUUCCUUUUGAAGCUGCCAGUGGAUUUCAGCAAUAUUCCCACAUACCUGCUCAAGGAUGUGAAUGAAGACCCGGGAGAAGAUGUGGCCCUCCUUUCUGUCAGCUUCGAGGACACUGAAGCCACUCAGGUGUACCCCAAGUUGUACUUGUCACCCCGAAUUGAACAUGCACUUGGAGGCUCCUCAGCUCUUCACAUCCCAGCUUUUCCAGGAGGAGGAUGUCUCAUUGAUUAUGUUCCUCAAGUGUGCCACCUGCUCACCAACAAGGUGCAGUAUGUGAUUCAAGGCUAUCACAAAAGACGAGAGUACAUUGCCGCUUUCCUCAGUCACUUUGGCACGGGUGUCGUGGAAUACGAUGCAGAAGGCUUUACAAAACUCACUCUGUUGCUGAUGUGGAAAGAUUUUUGUUUUCUUGUACACAUUGACCUGCCCCUGUUUUUCCCUCGAGACCAGCCAACUCUCACAUUCCAGUCCGUCUAUCACUUCACCAACAGUGGACAGCUUUAUUCCCAGGCCCAGAAAAAUUAUCCAUACAGCCCCAGAUGGGAUGGAAAUGAAAUGGCCAAAAGAGCAAAGGCUUAUUUCAAAACCUUUGUCCCUCAGUUCCAGGAGGCAGCGUUUGCCAAUGGAAAGCUCUAGGAAACACCAGUCUUGAGAGGUGGCCAGCCCGUCUGCUCUGUCCACAUGCGUGUCAGCACAUAUGGCCGCUUCCUGGAAGCCAAUGGAAUGUCUUCAUGGCAGCGUUUCGCACACACAGCAGCUUUGCGCCCCGACUGGAACCCAAACUUGAGCUGGCUGGCGGGGGACCUGGAUCCCAGAGCCCCCCACCUCUGGUUGCACCCUCUGUGUUUCUUUCGGCAUUAUUUCUAAGUUGGAAGAAAUAAAGUCACAAAUCAUGAUGCAGUAUUUUUCCAGGGAAAGUAAGACGCGCUACAUGCACACACCCUUAUUCAAAGCCUUUGUUUCUGAGACCUCUUUUACGAUUAAACACUCCUUGGCUUUUU